AUGGCCAGACGUGCAGCUCGUGCAAGCCGUUUGCGAGGUCUUCAAUGCGGCCUCCUGUCGCUCUUCGUUGGGCAUCUGACGUUUGCACAGGUGAAGCCCCAAACUGUUGACGUGACCAGCUCGGAUCGCGCAGUUUCCGCUUCCAACGAAGGGGAGGCCGAGCGCCUUGCGGCAAAAGACGCAUUGCUGCAGAGCUUGAAGUCUCUUGACCGGGGCUUCAAGGCCAGCGAGCAGCAAAGGUUGGAGGUGUCCAAGCAGAUCGAUGCCUUGGUGCGUUGGAAUCCAAGUGCCGAGCCCGCGAAGAAGCUGGGUGGAGAAUGGACCUUGAUCUACACUGAUGCACCGGACAUUCUGAGCAUCCCCACCUCGCCCUUCGCCUCCAUUGGGAGGAUCGGCCAGGAGAUUGAUUCAGAGCAAGGUGUGAUCGCCAAUGUCAUUGAGUAUCGGCCAUCCACCUUCGCCACUGGCUUAAAAGAAUCAGCCUCUGAGGACCUCUUGGUGCAACGAGUCUUCACAGACUACGUGGUGGAGUCUGCAAGCUCGGUUGAACUGAAGAUCCGUGGACUGGGUAUUCAUCCCAGUCGGAUCCUGGGCUUUGAGGUGCCAGAGGUCCGGGAGCAGCGGAUGGUCGCUCGGGUGGCCUCGGAGUUGGCGGCUAAGCGCCAUGCCCUCGCAACUGAGGGCUUCGUAGUCUUGGAGCAGUUGGUGGAUUUGGAGAGCAUCGAGCGGUUACGGAACUUGGUUCAAGGCGAUAUGGAGACCCUUUGGCCUGCUGGUCUGGUCGACUCGACACCCGUGAAGCCCGACGCAGCGCCCACGAUGCGCGUCGUCGACUUGAAGGCAAUGAACUUCGGCUAUGGCAAGUUCGCAUAUCUUCAAGAGCCGCUGCCCCGGCCCAUGAACGCCCUGCGCGAGGCCUUGUAUGAGGCUCUGGCACCAGCGGCCAAUGCGCAGAUUGAGAUGUUCCGCGCGGAGGUUUCCCCCAAAGUCCUCGCGGUGGAGACAUAUCCACCAAAGAUGAGCGACUUCUGGGAGAUCUGCCGCUCAGCCAAGCCGCCACAGCGGCUGCCGACUUCCAUUUGCCUCAGGUACUGCCCCAGCGGGUUCAUGGAGGCGCACCGAGAUCUGCAACGAUCGAUCAUGUUCCCGUGGCAGGCCAUGUGCCCCCUGAGCAACCCAGGCGAAGACUACGAGGGUGGCGAGUUCUUCGUUCAGCCGGGCAAGAAAGAUGUUGGACGACAGUAUUGUCAGGAGCUGUUCAAGGGCGACGUGGUGAUCUUUCGGAGCGGCCUAUAUCAUGGCCUGGAAGCUUUGAAGAGCGGCCAGCGCUUUGCGAUCGCCAUGCAGUUUGGCUUGUCCAACUUGAUGGAAAGUCCGUCCCUACCCAGGAGGACUUGGGAGCAGAAGCAGCAGCUCGCCCGAAGAACCUUGGCUGAGAAAGAAGGGACAUGGAUCCCAAGUUGA
Durusdinium trenchii is the source of this 1464-nucleotide messenger RNA. The record is from the annotation of a GenBank genome assembly. NCBI's taxonomy places the organism in Eukaryota, Dinophyceae, Suessiales, Symbiodiniaceae.